Molecule: messenger RNA, 1203 nt
Organism: Rhizophagus irregularis DAOM 181602=DAOM 197198
Lineage: Eukaryota; Fungi; Glomeromycota; Glomeromycetes; Glomerales; Glomeraceae
Source: RefSeq, a predicted model, not a curated record
UAAAUUUAUUUGUUAAUGCAAAUACAAAAUUUGUUUAUAUUGAUAUUCCAGAACAUUUUUAUUAUCAAUUACACAGUAUUUCAGGCUCUGAACAGUGUUUUUCAAAACUUGAAUGUCUUCAUUGUGAUGAUAAAACCAAUCAAAAUAUUUUAAAAGGAUUGGCUAGAAUUUGUAAAUCUAUUAGAAAAUUGAAAUUUUAUAUUAUGCAAUAUGAUAAUAGUGAUAAUUCUGGAAUCGUUAAAUUAAUUGAAGCUCAAAAGAAUUUAAAUGAAGUAUAUUUUGUCUGUUUUACUAAUAAGAGAAAUGAAUCAUAUCGUAAAACUUUAGAAGAAACUUUAAUUAAGAAUGCAGAUACCAUCAAAUAUUUAAGAAUUGGUUGGAAUCCUACUACAAAAAUUCUUUCACAUCUUGUAAAUUUAAUAAGUUUAGAUAUAAGCGUUAGUUUAUCAAUCGUGACAAAUUGGAGUAAUUUAGAAAGAGUAUCUUUACCUUUUUUAAAAAUUUUAAGAGCUCAAUUGGUUCCAUCUAAAAUUUUAACAAGUUUAAUUGAAAACACAAAAGGUCAUCUUACUGAAAUUAGUAUACUUUAUGAAGGUGAUGAUAAUAGAAGACUUAUUCAAGCAAUUUAUCAAAAUUGUCCUAAUCUUAUAUAUUUAAAAUUAUUAUUUAAUAAUAAUAAUAUUUUAGAAUUAGAAGAAUUAUUAACUAAAUGUCAAUAUUUGAGUGGGUUGGUUAUUUUUACUGAUGAAUUGAAUGAACCUGAUUGGAAUGAUUUAUUUGAGAUUUUGGCUAAAUCUUCACCAAUUGGUUUGUUUAGAUUUAAAUUCUCUUCUAUUUGGUCACUUAAAUUAUUAGAAUCUUUAAAAUUACUUUUUGAUAAUUGGAAAGGUAGACAUCCUAUAUUAUUACAAACAAUUCCAAUUGAUAAAUAUUAUACAAAUAUAGAAGCAGAGUUACAAUUACAAUUGCAGAAGCAAACAGAAGAUUUAAUUAAAAUAUAUAAAAUGAAAGGAAUAAUUAAAAAAUAUGAUACUGAUUUAAAUGAAGCCAUUUUUGAAGAAUUUGAAUGGAUUCAGAAGAAAUCUGUCGCUUAUUUAAUGGGAAGUUAAAUUAUUAAUAAUUAUUUUUUUAUUUUCUUUGUAAAAAAAAAAAGGAAUAUGUUUUAUAUAUAUAUAUAUACUUUUUUUAUUAUUUGUUUUUUUA